Messenger RNA from Impatiens glandulifera, 3405 nucleotides. Its product is annotated as receptor kinase-like protein Xa21. Gene Ontology annotation, molecular function: protein binding; protein kinase activity; ATP binding. The record is from RefSeq and is a predicted model, not a curated record. Bases 4 to 3336 code for a protein of 1110 amino acids. NCBI's taxonomy places the organism in Eukaryota, Viridiplantae, Streptophyta, Magnoliopsida, Ericales, Balsaminaceae. The transcript is spliced from 2 exons. Gene Ontology annotation, biological process: protein phosphorylation.
AAGAUGAGUAAUCGAGGCAGCUUGAUGUUAUGUUGUUGGCUUCUUAUGUUGGUUUGUUCAGCCAUGUGUGGUUCAAAUGUGACCGACCAAACUGCCCUGUUGAACUUCAAGUCCAAACUCGAUUUCUUCAAUCCCAUUCUGAAUCAAAACUGGACAACCUCAACCAGUUUCUGCAAUUGGGUUGGCGUCUCAUGCUCUUCUUCUCCUCCUCGACAAAGGGUCACCUCUCUUAGCCUUACGGACAUGAACCUGACAGGACCCAUAUCACCAUUCAUAGGUAAUCUUUCAUUUCUCAUCAUCUUAAACCUAAGAAACAACCAAUUGCAUGGCCACUUAUCGCCAGAGAUAGGUCGGUUGAAACGCUUGAAGUUUAUCAAUUUACAAGACAAUAAGCUUCAAGGUCCCAUACCUCCUACUCUAUCCAACUGCCAACACCUUAAAACCAUAUCUUUUUAUAAUAACCAGUUCGAUAAUGUCAUACCCAAAGAAUUAGGUUACUUACCCAAUCUUCAAACUCUCUACUUGGGCGGUAGUAACAACCUUAGAGGUUCAUUUCCUUCAACUCUCUCCAACCUCUCAACAACCCUUCAGCAUUUGUCAUUAGCAUCAAUGGGUUUGACUUCUAUUCCACCGUUUCUAUUUAACAUGUCUUCUUUAUUAGAACUUUAUCUGUUUGGAAAUAGCAUUUCUAGUGAAAUUCCAAUGGACUUUUGCCAGUAUUUUCCUAAGCUUCAAUUCCUUAUUAUGUACAACAACCAGCUAUAUGGUGAGUUGCCAUCUGAAAUAAGUCAGUGCCAAGAGCUUAUGGAGUUAGAUCUUGCAAACAAUAACUUCCAUGGAAUCAUACCGCGAGAAUUGGGUACUUUGCCAAAACUGGAACUCAUCUCUCUUGGAAACAACAACUUUAAUGGCGGUCUCCCACCUGAAUUGUCGAACGCUUCUGCCUUAAAGAGUGUUUGGUUAGAAGGAAACAACAUACAAGGGAAUAUACCAGAUCAGUUUGGGCUGUUAUUGAAUUUGGUUGAUUUUAACAUGGAUGAGAACAAUCUCACUGGAGUCAUACCUCCGAGUUUGUUCAAUAUCUCUACUUUGCAGAUACUCAACCUCGCACGUAAUGAUAUUACAGGACAGCUUUCGACUUUUAAGCUUCCUAGUCUCCAGGAACUCUAUAUUAGUAAGAAUCAAGUGAGUGGAAACAUUCCAGAGUCUAUAACGAAUUCCACCAAACUUUUUCGAAUUGAAAUCGCAUUCAAUAUGUUAUCUGGGACGGUGCCUAAGAGUAUAGGCAACUUGAGAUCUUUGCAGCUCUUCAGUGUUGGCAGCAACAGGCUGACUGGGGAAAGAGAUGGCGGAGAGAUAGACUUUAUCAGCAACAUGCUUAGAAACUGUCGUUUCUUGGUAAUAUUGGCUUUACAAUUAAAUCCUCUUAACGGGUUCCUUCCAUAUUCCAUUGGCAAUUCAUCAAGCUCUCUCCAGAUAUUUUGGGCAGACGGUUGCAGAAUACAAGGUUCGAUUCCUCCAGGAAUUGGUUCUUUGAAGAAGUUGAAUUAUUUGUCAUUAAGCUACAACAACAUAACCGGAACUGUCCCUCCGACAAUUAGAGGAAUGCAAUCUCUGCAAAGGCUCAAUCUAGAUGAGAAUAACAUUGAAGGUUUCAUCCCAGAUCAGUUGUGUCAUCUGCAAAAUCUAGGAGAUAUUUCACUUCAGGGUAACAAUCUUUCUGGACCAAUCCCAUCUUGUAUGUACAACAUCACUCGUUUGCAGAAAUUAUUCUUGAGCUCCAACAAGCUGGAAUCAUCUAUUCCUCAAGCUAUAUGGAGCCUUAAAGAUCUUAUAGUCCUGAACUUAUCUUCCAAUUCUCUAAGUGGGGAGCUACCCGUCGACAUUAACAUGCUAGAUUCAUUGGAAAACAUCGACAUAUCUCAGAACAUGAUCGCAGGCGAUAUUCCAAGCUCAUUUGGGGAGUUUAGAAGACUAGAUUCCAUCAACUUGUCCCACAACUUGCUCCAAGGAUCUAUUCCUGUAUCACUUGGUGGAUUGGUGACAUUAACAACGAUGGAUCUGUCUCAUAAUGAAUUGACUGGAAAUAUUCCAGCAUCUCUCGAUUCAAUUACAAGUCUCUCCUACUUGAAUUUGUCUUACAACAAGUUAUCUGGAGAGAUCCCAUUUAGUGGUCCCUUUGAAAAAUUUAAAGCAGAGUCUUUUAUGGGAAAUGAAGACUUAUGUGCACACCAAUACCAAGCUUCUUUGAUGGGAGUUAAACCAUGCAAAAACAUGAAUGACAACAAGAAAUUAAGAAGAAGAAUUAAGAAGAUUCUACUUAGAUACAUUGUACCCGCAAUGACAUUUCUUCUCAUCGCCUUUGCUGUUGUCAUUAUAGUGUUUCAAAAAUAUCGCAGAAGAGAUAACAAGAAGAAUAGAAUUCCAGACAUUAUGGAGCCUGAUAUGCAUGAUCAUAAGAUGGUUUCUUACGCAGAACUUGUUGGAGCCACCGAAAAUUUCUCUGAAUCGAAUCUACUUGGUUCAGGAAGCUAUGGUUCUGUCUACAAAGGGAUACUAUCUGGUGCCAAGGGUACAAUAGUUGCGGUAAAAGUAUUGAAUUUGCAUAAAGAAGGUGCUUAUAAGAGCUUCGAUGCAGAGUGUCGAGUGCUGAGAACUGUUCGCCACAGAAACCUUGUGAAAGUCAUCACUACGUGUUCUAACCCCGAGUUCAGAGCCUUGAUUCUCCAAUACAUGCCCAACGGUAGCCUCGAGAAAUGGCUACAUACUCAAGAUUAUCAGUUGGACCUCAUCCAAAGGCUGACAGUGAUGUUGGACGUGGCAAUGGCCUUGGAGUAUCUCCACCACGGUCAGUUUGAGCCAGUGAUCCACUGUGAUAUAAAGCCAAGCAAUGUCCUUUUGGACGAGGAAAUGGUGGGUCAUUUGGGUGACUUUGGAAUUGCAAAGAUUAUAGCUGAAGAAGAACAGACUUUUGUCAACACUAAGACAUUAGGCACAAUAGGAUACAUGGCACCAGAAUAUGGUUCGGAAGGAAUGGUGUCAACAAGUGGCGAUGUUUACAGCUAUGGCAUUAUGCUAAUGGAAACAUUGACAGGGAAGAAGCCAACUGAGGAGAUGUUCAGCGAGAUUAUUAGCUUGAGAGAAUGGGUUAAUGAAUCUUACAAAAGGAACUCUGUUUUGGAGGUCAUUGAUGCAACUCUAAUUGUUCUUGGGAAAGAAGAUUGCUGCUCUUCUAUAAUACAAGUGGCUCUCAAUUGCUCAGCAGAUGGACCGGGAGAAAGAAUCACCAUGAAAGAAGUUGUGCUCAUACUCAGCAAAAUCAAACAAAAGCUUUAGUUAGUAGAUCUUGAUUAUUCUGCUUGUUUUGUUGCCAUUACAUGAGCUUAAUUCUUUACCAGCUACAUU